Brassicogethes aeneus is the source of this 2046-nucleotide messenger RNA. NCBI's taxonomy places the organism in Eukaryota, Metazoa, Arthropoda, Insecta, Coleoptera, Nitidulidae. The record is from the annotation of a GenBank genome assembly.
ACCUGCUCAAUCUAACCUCGAAUGUUCAAAUUGUUUUUUGUUUUAGAAUUAGAAUUUUGUUGUUAUUUUAUAAUUUGAAGCAAAAUGCAGAUACAGUUUUUAAGCAUUUUAUUUUUGUGUGUAUUUUUCUCAAUAAUACAACAAGGAUCGUCAUUGUGGUGUUAUCAAUGCGUUUCCACUCAGCCCGGCUGCGGAACACCAUUUAAUUGGCUCUGGUAUUGGACUAAAAUUUGUCCUGAGGAUGAUGACGUCUGUGUAAAGAUAAUCGAGGAGAAAGAUGGAGAAACUGUUAUAACAAGAGAUUGUCUAAGCUCUAUGCAAGCUAUCCGAACAGAUAUACCAGCUGAUCAUUAUGAAGGUUGUAGAGCUGCAGCAGUUGAUGAAAAGUUAGGACAUUAUGUCAAUAAUUCAAUUAAAGAGUUGGACAUUCAUAGAACCUACUAUGAUAAAACAACUUGGUGUUUCUGCUUCCUCGAUCAUAGAUGUAAUGACAGUACAACACAAAGUCCAUCAUUCAUUUUAACAGGUAUAGGUUUAGUGUUGACAAUUUUUACCAUGGCUUUUUAUUAAAAAGUUUUUAAUUCCAUUUUAAUGUUUAUAUGAAGUAUUUUAUUAUUGUGAAUAUCAAUAUAUUUAUUGGUAUCUACAUUUAUUAUUAAUUUAGCAUUAAGUACAAAUUUUUACAUUGUUCCGUCCCUUAGAUUUAUUGUUGACAAUUUUUACCAUGAUUUUUUAAUAAAAAGUUUUUACACUUCAACUAAUUUAAUUAUGAAUCUCAAAUUUGUAUGGCUGUUAUUGAUGUAAUAACGUAUUAUUAAUUUGAUAUACUACAAUUUGUUACAAUGUUCCAUCCCAUACUCUUUAAUAUACAUAGUUUCAAAAGAUAUGCAUCACCUAAAAUCUCUGUUUAGUUUAGUCUUGUACUAAACAAAUAUUAGCAAUAAAAACUUACAUGAAUAGAAUUUUUUAUAGAAAAUUUAAUGCUUUAAUCAGUCAGUUAUAUGAAGAAAAAAAAUUGGUUGCAGGAACCAAUACUGCUACAGUAGAAAUCAAUUUAUAUUAUUAAUCUUAUAAUACAAUACAAAUUUUUUUUUAAAUCUGGCAAUGGUGAACAUUUAACUGUCAAACGUUGAUGAUGCAGGCGCAACUUAUUUUAUUUCUACUGUACAUGAAAACGAGGGGUGAUGAAUAACUUUUGUGGCCUUGUGUAUAAUAUGUAUUAGUUAUAUUAAGUUAUAAUAAUAUUAAGAUAUACUCAUUUUUUUCUAAAUUGUUGCUAUUGAAUUUAAGUUGUAAAUAUUGAUAAAUAUUUUUUAUACAUAAUUGUAAUUAAAUCCGUCCAUGAGUAUGUAUUGAAAUAAAAAUCAUAUUUACAUGUAUAAUAGAUUUAAAGUUUAUUAAAAUACAUAUAUACAAAAUUUGUAUCAAUACAUAUAAAAUUUACAUUGUAUAACAAUAAAUGUACAUUUUAAAACAAUAAAUUUAAAAUAAUUUACAUCACAGAAUAUCGUCCCAUUAAUGAAGUGUUACAGUCGUCACAAACUCUGACUGGUUUUGCUGAAGAAGGAAGUGACAUUGAAUUAUCAGAACAAGAGUUACAAAAUAUUUCGCCACAGUUUCGACAAUGGUGCUAAAAAAUGUUUUUUAGAAGGUAUUGCAUACCAUUUUGAUAGUUAGCCUGGGUUAAAUAGUACAAUUUGAUUUGAUAUGCAUUUUUAAUAAACAAAACUAAUCCAAACAAAGGACAACUUCCACUUAAGUUAUAAUUAAAUAAACUAUUUAAAGCCAGACUCACAAAUCAUGUUAAAAUAUAUUAAUUACCUUCCGCCUAGUUAAAUUAAACUCUUUACUGCAAGCUUUACAAUGUGAAACCGUAUCAUCUUUAGCCCAAGCAGCUUCAGCUUUAAUUUUACUGAUAGAUUCUUCUCGUAAUUCUGCAAUUUGCAAUUUUGUUGUGCUCAAUUGAGCCCCUAAUUCUUCCAAAGUAUGUUCUUGUUCUAUACUCUGAUCUUUUAGGGAAUAAUACUCUUCUUGUAGAGAAGCAUA